Periophthalmus magnuspinnatus is the source of this 1410-nucleotide messenger RNA. It is a transcript of the gene gpr83, whose product is annotated as G protein-coupled receptor 83. The transcript has 4 exons. NCBI's taxonomy places the organism in Eukaryota, Metazoa, Chordata, Actinopteri, Gobiiformes, Gobiidae. Gene Ontology annotation, biological process: neuropeptide signaling pathway. The record is from RefSeq and is a predicted model, not a curated record. Gene Ontology annotation, cellular component: membrane. Bases 1 to 1410 code for a protein of 469 amino acids. Gene Ontology annotation, molecular function: neuropeptide Y receptor activity.
AUGGGUCCUGGAGUAGGCCUACUUGCGCUGUUUUGGCUUGGGACAGGAGGGAGCGCACUUAACAACUCACUUUUAGAUAACAUGAUAUUUUCUUACCCAGAGAACCUGUUAAAUGCGUCUUCUGUCCAAAACCGGACUUCGGGUUUUUUCUUGCUGGACUUGGAUGAGGGUUUACUGGAGGACUGGCGCACACUGGCCUCGAGCAGGACGCGCAGCGGAGAGUCGCAGCGGGGGUGCGUCAAAGCGCUUCUGGUGGCCGCGUACUCCCUCAUCAUCGUUAUUUCGCUGUUUGGGAAUACUCUGGUGUGCCAUGUGGUAGUCAAAAACAAGCGCGCGCAAUCCUCCACCAGUCUUUUCAUAAUGAACCUGGCCGUGGCGGAUAUUUUUAUCACUGUGCUCAACACUCCAUUCACUCUGGUGCGCUUUGUACACAGCACCUGGGUGUUUGGGAGAGCUAUGUGCCACAUCAGUCGAUUCGUCCAAUACUGCUCCCUGCAUGUGUCCACACUUACCCUGACCGCCAUAGCCCUGGACAGACGGCAGGUCAUUCUGCACCCUCUGCGUCCCCGCAUGUCUCUGACACAGGGAGCCUGCUGGGUGGCUGUCAUCUGGAUAAUGGGCAGUUGCUUCUCGCUUCCUCAUGCCAUCUACCAACAACUCCUGACAUUCACUUACAGUAAAGAAAAGGAGCGCAGCCUGUGUGUCCCGGAUUUCCCUGAGCCCUCAGAUGUAUACUGGCAGUACAUUGACCUUUUGACCUUUGUGCUGUUGUACAUGCUGCCUCUCCUGAUCAUCACCGUCUCCUAUACAACUGUGGCACGACGUCUUUGGCGCCAUAACGCAAUCGGUGACACGACCACAGCCCAGCACGCCACUCAGAGAAAAAAGAGGAGACGGACCCUUGCUAUGCUGCUCCUAGUCGUCGGAGUGUUUGCUGUCUGCUGGUUUCCGCUUAACUGCUAUGUGGUGCUCCUGUCCAGCCAGGCUAUCCAGUCGUCCAAUGCAUUAUAUUUUUGUUUUCACUGGUUAGCAAUGAGCUCCACCUGCUACAACCCAUUUAUCUACUGUUGUUUGAACCCCACGUUUCGACAGGAGCUCCAGUUGCUUUUGGAUAUGUGUAAGCGCAGAAGGCCAGUGGUGGGGUUGGAACCAGAGAGCCGCCCGGUGGAAGUAGUACCCCCCUGUCACAGAACCGCCUGGCCCGAUAACGACUCCUCCAGAUCCAGGCCGGUGCAGUCUCAAGCGGGUCAAAGCUCCUCCCAGCAAAGCCACGCCUCCACAAGCCACUCCCACAAUGCCAAGGAAACUCACGUAGUGUUCAGCGCCAGGGAAGUGCUCUCGGGCCGGACAGACAUACUAUCUGUGGAGCCCAUCGUAGCCAUUAGCUGGCUGCAGAAACCAACUUUAUAG